ACCUCGAGGAGCUGAAAGAUACCUACGGCCUCCCCUUCACCAUCAGCCUCAUCGACCUCGACACGAACGAGCAGAAGAAACCAUGGUUUCUGCGCUUGAAUCCGAAUGGUCAGCUUGCCUUCCUUGCCUUGUCCUUCCCCAACCCCGACAAUCCCAAAUCCACAUGUACCAGGCACUGCAUGCAACAACCAAGUCCCUAACCUCAUCCCCUGUUUUGCGUGGAUAGGCCGCAUCCCCCUCCUGAUCGACAAUACCACCACCCCCAACCCGCACGUCGUCAUGGAAUCCUCCGCUAUCCUGCUGUACCUGUUCCAGAAGGUCGAUCACUCCUAUAGGUUUGGGUUCGCGGAUCCGCUGCAGCAGAGUCAACUGCUGCAGUGGCUGGUCUUCUGGGGUGCGUCGGGGCAGAUGGUUCAGGGGCAGUGGAAUUAUUUCCGGCGGAACCAGGUCGAGAAUGAUCACGCGAAGAAGCGAUUUCACGAUGAGUUACUCCGCGUGAAUCACGUCCUCGAAGCGCAUCUCUCGGGGCUGUAUACGGAUCCCAGCCUGGCGAGGGAGUACCUGGCGGGACCGGGGAGGGGGAAGUACACGAUCACGGAUAUGAAUGCUUGGCCGUGGGUGAGGAAUUUUAGGGCUGUUGGGCUGGAGGCGGAGGAGCUGGUGAGGUUGCCUGCUCUUGCGGCGUGGGUGGAUAGGGUCGGCGGGCGGGGGGCGGUGCAGAGGGGCGCGUUUGGGGAGGGGUAUGAUGAGGGAGUGUCGCCUGAGUUGGUGGUUAGGACGUGACUUACACUGUAGGUUUGGGGGCUGGUUAUCAUUCUUGUUUCUGGCAGCUAGAUCAUGGUAGGCUGCGUGGCGGUAGUUACAGUAUACCCCCUUUAUCCAACUAUAUGUAUGCAUGUUGAAGUUAUACAUGUUGUG
Aspergillus aculeatus ATCC 16872 is the source of this 918-nucleotide messenger RNA. RefSeq lists its product as uncharacterized. The coding region runs from base 106 to 783 and encodes 225 amino acids. The record is from RefSeq and is a predicted model, not a curated record. NCBI's taxonomy places the organism in Eukaryota, Fungi, Ascomycota, Eurotiomycetes, Eurotiales, Aspergillaceae. The transcript is spliced from 2 exons.